Marasmius oreades (fairy-ring Marasmius) is the source of this 969-nucleotide messenger RNA. RefSeq lists its product as uncharacterized. Bases 1 to 969 code for a protein of 322 amino acids. The transcript is spliced from 13 exons. Lineage: Eukaryota; Fungi; Basidiomycota; Agaricomycetes; Agaricales; Marasmiaceae. The record is from RefSeq and is a predicted model, not a curated record.
AUGGCUGAGAUACCCCCAGUGGACACGUUGGAGCCGAUUCGAGAUGGACUGUUCGUUCGCUUUGCCCAAGUCGCUGCAGGAACACUUUUCGUCUACGACGUUCUCCUCAAUUUAGACGUUGAGCUCAGGCACGUAUGGGCAGCCCUCAGUCUUCGAAGACAACGACCGAUCAGAGUAGCACCCAUGAUGUUCAACCUAUUAUAUGUUGUACAGAGGUAUCUACCGCUGUGGGAUCGGGUUAUUUUGGAUACAUAUUACAUGCUGGGACCGUCCAACACGAACACAUGCGAGACCACGUAUAAGAUGAGUGCACGGGGUGCGAUUAUAGGGAUCAUCCUUUCGGAAUGUCUCCUUGCAAUGCGGAUACGGGCUGUUUGGUUGAAUAGCCCUUGUGUUACGGCUAUGUUGGUUGUGUUGGCAUUGUCAUGCUCGAUUCCUGGGGUGUUCUUCUUCGUGAGAUUUGCAAGAGGAAUCCAUUGUCCUGAACUCUAUAAGCCUGGCACGGCAACACUGCAAGGAUGUUAUUGUUUGAUGGAGAACAAGGACCUUUACCUGAGUUGGAUUGUGUUGAUGGUCGUUAACAUCGCCGGGUUCAUAAUGAUGGCUAUACCUGGGAUUAAAGCCUAUCGGAGAGUCGACAGAUCGAACCUCGCGAAGGUUGUUUACCAGGAUGGGGUCAUAUACUACGCGUCAAUUCUCUUAGCGUCGUUGAUCAAUGUUGUGGUCAUUCUCCAAUUACCGUCCACCUUUGUAUCGAUGGUCUCUCCCCUUGAAAGGGUCCUCCACUCUAUUAUCUCCAGCCAUAUGGUUCUUCACAUACGAGAAAUGGCACCACCGGCUGAGCUACAGCACAGGGACGGAAUUACCACGGGAGAGUUCACUACCGAGCACAACGAGAUGUCGUUCGUUUCUAACCCGUUGCGAUCCGACAAUGAACUUGAAAACCAAGGAAAACAGUUGAGAGCUUGA